This is a messenger RNA of Closterium sp. Naga37s-1, 1348 nucleotides long. The record is from the annotation of a GenBank genome assembly. NCBI's taxonomy places the organism in Eukaryota, Viridiplantae, Streptophyta, Zygnematophyceae, Desmidiales, Closteriaceae.
AUGCCGUACUGUGUGAUUCCGACAAAUGCAACCAGUGGGAAGGGAAACAACGGAGCGAGUGCGAAAAGGGCAGGAAACAGCGAUGAUGCACAAGUGAAAUUGUUCUAUGAGACUUAUGGCAGCGGCGACAAGAAAGUGCUCAUGAUCAUGGGAUUUGCUGCCUCGCACAUUGCAUGGGCGCCGCAGAUCAAGCCGCUUUCCGGCACCGACAUUCCCAACAGCAAACGGAUGUCGAAGCAGCCUAAAACGGAUUCCGCUGCAGCACCAGCCACCGGCUCGGACGACAAUACCGCCGCUCCUCCUGCCAUGCGCAUGGACGACCGGUCUGGAUGCAUGGAUAAUGGCGACUGUACGGUUACGGUGACAAUAGAGGGGGCGGAGGAGCGGAGUGAUAUGCAAGCUGUCGCGGACGGUGGGCUUGAGCAAGCGGCUUUGCGGCUGGAGGAAGAAGGGAAGGAACAGAGGGAAGCGGAAGGAAGCGCGGAGGAGGAAGGGGAGGAUUUGAUUCUCACGGGCAGGGAGGUCUGCGUUUUCGACAACCGAGGGAUUGGCAACAGCACGUGUCCCACGGACAAGAAUGCUUACACAACUGCGAUAAUGGCGAUGGAUGCACUUCAUCUGGCGGAUCACCUCGGCUGGACGCAUUUCCACCUUGUUGGGCAUUCCAUGGGCGGCAUGAUUGCCAGCAAAGUCGCUGCCACCGCUCCCCACCGAGUGAAAUCCCUGGCGCUUAUCAGCGUCAGCGGCGGCGGCUUUGACCUCCUACCCAGGCUCGACAGCCGAAUCUUCUCCGUGGGCGUGAGGAUGAUGAAGGCGCGUACCCCCGAGAUGAGGGCGCACGUGGACCUGGACACGCACUUCUCGAGGGAGUUCAUGGACGAGGGGGCUGGCAGCUCGUCGAGAAGGGACCUCCUGCACGUGGAGUACGUGCAGGUUCUGUCGGAGCCAGGGGCAAUGCAGCCGGCACAUGCAGCGAGCGGGCAUUUCAACGCGUGCUGGACGCACAAGCUGACCCGCGACAACAUUGACCGCAUCUGCAGCGCUCGCAUCCCCACCGCCGUGAUCCAUGGAGUUGACGACAUCAUAGCACACGUCUCCCUGGGCGAGCGAGUGGCCAAGCGCCUGGCGUCCGUAGCCCGGUUCAUCCCGCUGCUAGGGGCGCACAUGUUGGUGCGGGAGCGGAUCGACGAAGUGAACUCGUGUUUGGAAGAGCUGUUUGCGGCUGCGGAGGCAUGUGUGCCUGUGGAGCAAUGGGUGCAGCAUCGCAGCGAUGUAUACCUGCCAGAGUCUGCACGAGAGCGGCAUGGGAAGGCCAAGGAGAGGAAGAUUGUGACACAAUUUAGCCAUG